Thalassophryne amazonica is the source of this 2526-nucleotide messenger RNA. RefSeq names its product YTH domain containing 1 (gene ythdc1). Gene Ontology annotation, biological process: mRNA splicing, via spliceosome; regulation of alternative mRNA splicing, via spliceosome. The record is from RefSeq and is a predicted model, not a curated record. NCBI's taxonomy places the organism in Eukaryota, Metazoa, Chordata, Actinopteri, Batrachoidiformes, Batrachoididae. The coding region runs from base 161 to 2233 and encodes 690 amino acids. Gene Ontology annotation, molecular function: mRNA binding; N6-methyladenosine-containing RNA reader activity. The transcript has 16 exons. Gene Ontology annotation, cellular component: nucleoplasm.
GAAGCAGUAGCUGACGAAGAAGAAUUUGUGGCGUGGCAUCUUUACCUAUUUUAUUAUUUUGUGGCGCAGUCGAAUAUUUAGCACAAUUUUCUCAUUAUUAUUAAAAAAUAACCUGACAGCUUUGAUAUCAAAACGCGAGAAGCAGCUCGUGGAGGUAGUAAUGGCGGCCGAGCGGCGCGAGGACAAAGAGGGAGAGCUUAAUGUUCUAGAAGACAUUCUGACUGAAGCACCAGAUCAGGAUGAUGAACUCUACAACCCAGAGAGUGAGCGAGAUGCGUCGGAUAAGAAAGGUACAAAAAGGAAGAGUGAACGCUCGGGGAGCCAGGACUUAAAGAGGCUUCGUCCAUCCACAGGUCAUGCAUCUUCCAGGCCAUCCUCCACCAGUAAGAGGGGACCUGGUCCAAGUACCUCCUCGUCCUCGUCCAAAAAACCUGUUACAUCCAGCCCGCGAGGCCGCCAUUCUUCCACCGCCACCAGCUACCGUCAUGAUUACUAUGAUGAAAGAAAGGGGCGAAGGGGUGCAAGAGAGGCACCAAGGAGUCGUGUUGGGGAAGAUACUCGGCGUCGCCAUGCCCACCGGAGCCUUGAAAGCCUUAACCAGAAGCUUCGGCGAGAUGAGCGACGGCAAAGCCUCUCUCCCAAUGGUGAGGGUAAUCAAUCAGAGGACGACACAGGAGCAGACUACAUCUCAGAACGGGCAUCAGGAAGCUCUUCUCCUGCUGCCUCACGUGUAGAUGAGGAGGAAGAUGAAGAACAGGAGGAAGAUGAGGAGGAGGAAGAGGAAGAGGAGGAGGGCAUGGAGGAAGAAGAUGAGGAGGAGGAAGGAGAGAAGGAAGAGGAAGAUGAAGAGGAAUAUGAGCGACGUGGCAGUGGUGAAGGAAACGACUAUGACACACGUAGUGAAGCUGGGGACUCACGCUCUGCAUCUUCUGUCAGCUUCUCGGAUAACGGUGAUUCUGCACAUACAGGCUCCGCCUCCGAAGGGUCAGGUUUGGACAAGAAGCGGGAGAAACUGUCAUCAUCUGUGAGAGCUGUUCGCAAAGGGAUGGAUAAUCCAAUCAGUAAGCUACGCUACAUCUUGCGAGAUGCACGCUUCUUCCUUAUAAAGAGCAACAACCAUGAAAAUGUGUCACUUGCUAAAGCUAAGGGGGUGUGGUCAACACUGCCGUUGAAUGAGAAGAACCUAAAUACAGCUUUCCGCUCAGCUCGCAGUGUGAUCCUUGUCUUCUCUGUGAGAGAGAGUGGCAAAUUCCAAGGAUUUGCUCGUUUGGCAUCAGAGUCUCAUCAUGGUGGCUCUCCAAUUCACUGGGUUCUUCCUGCUGGCAUGAAUGCCAAGAUGCUAGGUGGUGUCUUCAAAAUUGACUGGCUCUGCAGGCGGGAGCUUCCAUUCACAAAGACAGCUCACCUGUCUAAUCCCUGGAAUGAACACAAGGCUGUCAAGAUUGGACGAGAUGGACAAGAGAUCCAACCAGACAUUGGGGCACAGCUCUGUGCUUUAUUCCCAUUGGAUGAGAAUGUGGAUGUUCACCAUGUUGUUCGCCGUGUACAUCACAAGCGUCGGACACCGUCAGAGCCACGGCCCCGAGGUCGUCAACCACAGCGUGAACUAGGAAGGCGUCGUCCUGAGGAAUAUGAUCUACACAGCAGGAAGCGUCCCCGAGCUGACUGUCCCCCCGACUUCAACCAGCGUCCAGGGUUUAUCCAGGACCUUCGUAACCAGCCUGUGGACAGCAGGAGAUUCUCUAAUGUCCGACGUGAUGCUUUUCUUAAUGGGUCUUACAAUGAGUACAUAAGGGAUUACCACCACAAUGUUGGCCCACCUGCUCCGUGGCAAACGAUGGCAACAUACCCUGGCAUGGAACAGACCCUUCCCCACCACCAUCACCCAUACUACCAACACAGCCACCCACCACCUCCUCCUCACCAGGCCUACCACCACCAUCACCCGCCUCUGCCACCACAUGAGGCUCCACCCCCUCGCUUCAGAGACAAACAGCGUCCAGUACAACAGCGCUCCUUCGCCUCCAGCCCGCACGACUAUGAUAUGCGUGUGGACGAUUUCCUGCGGCGGACUCAAGCGGUGGUGAGCAGCCGCAGGGAGCGUGAACGACAGCGUGAACGAGAGCGUGGUGGACCCCGUGGUGACAUUCGGCGCGAGCGAGACCGGGAACGAGGCAGAGACAGAGAGCGAGAGAGAGAAAGAGAAAAGGAAAGGGGGCGGUACCGCAGGUGAACGUGAUGUCAUAUCCUCUUUUCCCCUUCCACAAAUUUCUACAAAGAAAUGUUAAAAUGUCUGCAGUUGUUUUUACUUUGAUAUUUUUGAAAAUGGGGGUUAGAUUUGAAGGAUUUGUGAAGCAUAAAAACUGAAACUUGUAUUUUUUUUUUUUUUUUAUCAUGACACUGUAAAAAUAUCAACACAGAUUUAUGUACAGCAGUCAUUAUCCAGUCAGUAGUUUAAAGUGUUUUUGUGUAGCAGGUUAAAAUUUUGUUUGUGUUCAUACAAUGUUAAAAUAAUAAUAAAAAAAA